AUGGGUCCCAAUGUGAAGGACAAUCCAAUGCCAAGUCAUGGUCCUUCAUCAGUGAACAAUAUAGAAGUUUGUCUCAAUGAACAACGUGUUACGAAGAUAGAGGAGAUUCGGCGGUCUUUGGUUGAAAUUCAUUCUGUUUUAUGUGCUCAUGGUCUAUUCCAACAUGACCACCAGAUCUGUGGUACAUGUUCAGUCAAUUCAAGAGGUUGUAGAAAGAUUCAAGAUGAUUUGCAAGGCGUCCUUGAUCAGGGUUUGAUUCAGAUUUCUAGACAAGUGAGUUCUCCAGAAUCACAAGAACAAGAGGUGAAUGUCAUCAUUCCUUGCUUCAACAUUCCAGAGAAAGUAGAGAUAGCUUAUCAUCCGAGGGAGCCAGUGGUGAUUUGCCCUCCGGGCCCAAUGCCUUACACUUCAGAUAAAGCGGUCCCCUACCGCUAUGCAGCAACUAUUAUUGAGAACGGUAAAGAGGUCGAGAUUAAAACCUUAGCCUCAGUUACCAAUAUCGCAGCAAAUAGCCGAAUGACGCGCAGUGGCCGCGUGUUCGCUCCGCCGGUUAUCCCAAGUAGAAAUGUUGAGAAAGAUCCAGUAGUCGUGGUACCAGUGACAAGAGAAGCAGAAGGGCAAACAAGCAAUUCAACCCUUGAUAAAGAAACAGAUGAACUACUUAGAAUUAUCAAGCUCAGUGACUACAAAAUGGUAGAUCAGUUGCUACAGACACCGUCAAAAAUCUCGAUCCUGUCCUUAUUAUUGAAUUCAGCUGUCCACAGAGAAGCACUACUGAAGGUGCUUGAUCAAGCCUUUGUAGAACAGGAUAUAACAGCAGAGCAGUUCAACAAUGUUGUAGGCAGCAUCACUUCGUGCAAUGGCUUAGGCUUUUGUGAUGAAGAACUGCCAGAAGAAGGAAAGAAUCACAACUUCGCUCUCCAUAUCUCAGCCAAUUGUCAAGGGGAUUCUUUGUCUAAUAUCCUAAUUGACACCGGUUCAUCUCUGAAUGUCAUGCCCAAGUCUACCUUGUUGAAGCUAAAGUACAAAGGGGGGCAAAUGCGGCACAGUGGAAUUAUUGUGAAAGCGUUCGAUGGAUCAAGAAAAACAGUCAUUGGAGAAGUUGAUUUGCCUAUUGGUAUUGGACCACACGUAUUCCAGAUCACUUUCCAGGUUAUGGACAUAGUGCCAGCUUAUAGCUGUCUGCUCGGACGCCCAUGGAUUCAUGAGGCGGGUGCCAUUACAUCCACGUUACACCAAAAGUUAAAGUUUGUCAAGAAUGGGCAAAUAGUGACGGUGAAUGGGGAGCAGGCUAUGCUGAUUAGCCACCUUUCAUCGUUUAGUGUGAUAGAAGUAGACGAGACGGUUGUUCAAACUCCAUUUCAGGCCCUGACCAUCGAUGAUUACAAGAAAAGUGAAGGUUCAAUCGCGUCAUUCAAAGACGCCCAGCAGAUUGUCAAGACAGGUCCUACAGAAAUGUGGGGCAAGGUGAUAGAGUUGCCAGAAAACGUUAACCAUGCAGGAUUAGGCUUUGUUGAUGGAAAACAAGUGCAGACUUCAGUGGUGCGACCUUUCAAAGAUAUCUUUCACAGCGGUGGGUUUAUCAACAUGGUAGCAGUUGAAGAGGAUACUUUUGGGAAAAAGACAGAAGACGAAGGCCCCAGAUUUGUGACACCAGGAAAAAUAAAGAAAGAAAAAACAAAAAAAAUGGAAUCGUCUCUCUCACAAAGCUCGUUCACCUCUCCACCGCUCAACUUCACUCUCGGCCGCUCCCCACCUCUCGCGAUGCUCUCUCUCAAACACUCUCACUCAAACUCUCAAACUCGUCUAACUCUCAAUCUCAAUCGCUCUCAAUCUCUGCAAGAAAUCGUGGCUGAAAAGAAAAAGGAGCUCACCUCCGGUGAUGGCGAUGGCAACGAUGGGGUUCGAACCUCCCUCUUUCACCUCUUCACAAGUGAAAUUUUUAGUGACAACUCAAAAGCAGUUUCGGUUGAGUACAAACAAAAACGGAACGGUUUGGGGAUGAACACGGGUAAGGUCCUCCUUUCUAAAUUGUUUGCCAUUGGAAGAUUUGACGUGUUUGGUGGUUUUGACGUGAGCUGUUAUUGCAGGAGGUGGCAUCCUAGGAUAAUCAUGACACAACAAGAAACAUGCGGGAACAUUCUUAAGAUCAUCAAAUUGAGGCUUCUCUCCACUUGA
Molecule: messenger RNA, 2178 nt
Organism: Lathyrus oleraceus (garden pea)
Lineage: Eukaryota; Viridiplantae; Streptophyta; Magnoliopsida; Fabales; Fabaceae
Exons: 3
Coding region: 1-2178 (725 amino acids)
Biological process (GO): proteolysis
Molecular function (GO): aspartic-type endopeptidase activity
Source: RefSeq, a predicted model, not a curated record